Molecule: messenger RNA, 741 nt
Organism: Peronospora matthiolae
Lineage: Eukaryota; Oomycota; Peronosporomycetes; Peronosporales; Peronosporaceae
Source: the annotation of a GenBank genome assembly
AUGGCAGAGCGAGCCGCCUGUACCUACUACCUAAAUAUGAACAAGUCGCGCGUCCGCAAACUACCUGCCGGUGCACCAGCAACGGUAGCAACAACCGCCAGGUUUGCAGUACCCGUAGCCGCAGUCAAUGCGGCCGCUAAGCCAACCGGCAAUGUGACCGCCAAGUCAUCCGGCAACGCCGCCGCCCAGCCAGCAGGCAACUCCUCCGCCAAGGCACUCCGCUCAGGCCCUAGAGUGGAAAAAUCGGCAGCAAUCCUGAGGUGGUUGACUACGCGAAAGCGCCGCGUAAAAGUACCCGCCGCUUUACCAACUGCCAAAAAGGGCCUAGAUGAGUGGAUCAUGGGCUAUACGACCGAGCUCACCAAGCCCAUCACGGCGGUUCCGCAUCCAAUCAAUUUCCUUCAACAAAUGACUAUGGAUUUACUGCUGAGCUUCGUCCACGCAAUCAACAGCGAGGUGCAGUUUGCUGUCAUCCUCAAGUUUACCGCAUAUCGCAACCUCUUAGCCAAGAUCCGCGGACUCUGCACAGGACGGGCAGAUGUGGCUGGCGUCCAGGAAGAAAAGACCAUGUGGAUAACUACAAACUCGAUAAGAAAGUGGGCUCUCUUGGAACAGCAUGACAAGAAGCUGGUCUGCGCAAAGUCGUUCAGUCAGUGUAAAUCAACGAGUGAGGAGCACUCAACGCCAUCUGCGUGCUCCUUUCCAAACUCGCGCCUGCCAACACAGAAACUACCGUGGUAA